Saccostrea cuccullata (small rock oyster) is the source of this 2146-nucleotide messenger RNA. RefSeq names its product glutamate receptor ionotropic, kainate 2-like. Gene Ontology annotation, molecular function: ligand-gated monoatomic ion channel activity; signaling receptor activity. Lineage: Eukaryota; Metazoa; Mollusca; Bivalvia; Ostreida; Ostreidae. The coding region runs from base 1 to 1728 and encodes 575 amino acids. The transcript is spliced from 8 exons. Gene Ontology annotation, cellular component: plasma membrane. The record is from RefSeq and is a predicted model, not a curated record.
AUGGCCAUACAAAUGAAAAGACAGACCGGCUUAGCAAAAACUACAAAACCUCCAAUCACCAAUUCCGAGGACGUAAAAAUUAAAGAAUUGAAAUACAAGAACAUUCAAUACGCCUUGGAAGAAGCUGUGCUGAGUGAUUCUGUGGCUCUGUUACGUCACUUUCUCCAGAAGAAAUAUGAAUGUUCUGAAGAACCUCAACAAGACGUCAACAUGAAGGCGGGAGACGUGUUAGAGUUUGUACAUGAUCUGUCAAGUGGCAGGAGCACGCCUUACAUCGGGGCCCUGGGUCAGUACGUAUGGACCAAUACUAGCGACAACACAGGCAAAAUGAGGACACAGUAUUCGUUUGGAAUUAUGGGAUAUAAUGGAACAACUACAAAGAUAGGUAACUGUUCCUUUGUGGGGAGGAACGUGACGAUUUUGGACACUAAGUUGAUGCCUGCCCCUGACAAAAGUUUGGAUAAAGUGCUGGCAGGCCAAAUGUUUACGGUCAUCACGCGUGUUGAACCCCCAUUUGUGCUGAAAACAGGGGUUGGUAAAUACGAAGGGUUUUCCGUUGAUGUCUUAGAAGAGAUUGCGUCUAUGAUGAACUUCAACUUCGAAAUAAAGGAACUGGACAGCUUUACAAACAACAAGAGCGAUGUUACAGCCGACUGGGACACCAUUAUAAAACAACUGAUUGUAGGGAAUGCGUCUAUGGCGAUUGGUUCCUUGGCGGUUAAGUCAAGCAGGGAGGAACAAAUUUCUUUCUCCUAUACAAUUAUUUCUUCUACCAUCAGCAUGCUCUCAAAACGACCAGUCAACUCGCCUGUCCUCUUUCAAUUUCUGUGGCCAUUUAGUUGGCAGCUCUGGGUAGUCAUUAUUGCCUUCUACGUCGUCGCAGGUGGGGCACUAUGGGCCAUGAGUAAAUAUGACGUCACUCAAAAUGGUUCAGAGCAACAGUUCAAUUUGAAAGAAAGUAUUUGGUACUCCGUUAAUCUUUUCCUUGGAGGGGGCACCGAGUAUUCUCCGCAGACGACAUCGAUGAGGACGAUGGUGGCCUUUUUCUGGUUCUGUACGCUUGUGAUCACUGCUGCCUACACCGCUAACCUGGCGGCGUACCUGACUCUACAACAGCAAGACACACGCAUCAAGACCGUGGAUAAACUCUCUAAACAGAUGACCGUGAAGUACGGGCUGCAGAAAAACAGCGACCUGAUGCAUUUCUUCAAAGAUUCCUCGAUGGAUCCGUACGAACGAAUGUGGGCCACCAUCAAACUGGAGGAGGAGACCCGACUAGUUCCGGAUAGAGAGACUGGUGUUAGGAUGGUCAAAAAUGGCGUGAACGGAAGUGACUUCAUAUUCCUUGAUUUGGCCAAAAUAAACGAGUACACGGCUUUACAAAGAUGUGACAUGGAAUCGUACGAUCAGAAUUUCAAGGAAACUAAGUUUAGCAUGGGGUUUCCUGAUGGCGCUCCGUAUAAGGACGAUAUCAACAGAGCCAUUUUGAUUCUGAAAGAAAGAGGGCGUCUUGAUGCUUUAAUCGACAAAUGGUGGGCGAUUCCGAAGACAAGAGAAUGUGCGGACUACGUCCGGCCAGAAGACAUGAAGAAACCGACAGCGGAACUGGACCUGGACAACAUGCUGGGUGUGUUCAUCAUCCUGAUGGCGUGCGUCAGUCUGUCCGUCAUCAUCGAGGUCUCCAAGAGAAUCAGGAUGAUCUUCAACGGACGGAGGAAGAAAGUCUGAGAAUGAUGGGGACUUCUUUUGGUGCCGUAAAGUUUGAAAUUGCGAAGGCACUAUCUGGAUUGAAAAUUGAAUCUUUUUUGUACUUUUUAACAAAGAAGUCCAGUUUGGAAAAGACAUCUUGGAUUAAAAGGGACAUCGAAAGUAUACCCUGUGAAUGUAGGAACAGUUCUUGGUGUUUCUUCAUAAAUACCCAUCUGUUCAUUGAACAAUAAACGACUUUAUAACAUUUAUGGAGUUAUGUAUCUGGAAAUUGGAUUUGCAAAUACGUUCAUUAUAUCUUCAAUCUACUUAUCUUUUCAUUCAUUAAUUCAAUUAUUACAAUGUCACUACGAAACUGUUAUUGAAUUUAUUUAAGAUACAUGAGUGUAUAUAUUAAUUUUAAAAUGAUAACUAUUUGUAAAAUAAAAUUAAUUUUUUA